Molecule: messenger RNA, 426 nt
Organism: Gongylonema pulchrum
Lineage: Eukaryota; Metazoa; Nematoda; Chromadorea; Rhabditida; Gongylonematidae
Source: the annotation of a GenBank genome assembly
AUGCUUGGUUUACACAGUGUUCUGGAACAACUUCGUAAUUCGUCAUCGGCGGUACUCAAUGAUCAUUUGGACUUCUUUGAAAUGAGCCGCCAGGAGGACGAGCAGCACUUCGCUAGGAAUGGUGAUUCUGGAACUUCAACACCAGUCGAUGUGGAAAAUCCGUCAGAUAUUGUGGAAAUGCUAAUGCAGCGUUUGAGUAGUACCAUUGCAAUGCCGCAUUUCAUUUCCGUUUUACAACAUCUGAUGCUCGUUCCAUCUGACGAAAAGCAUGUGCAUCUGUGGAGAUUGCACACGCAACAAGAAUAUGACAAUCUGGAGAAAAUGUACAGUGAACUGGAAGAAGAAUUGCGCAAAGAGCGAAUGAAUGUUGUGGAAUUGCAGAAUCGUUUCAGUGAUUUCGAUGGACGAUCCAUCUAUUCUAGGUAA